GCCUACUCGUACUAACAUCUUCUGCUCCACUUGCUUACUUAAAGGCCAAGCCGAUGAUUUCUCUUUCGCAACACGCGAAGCAAAUUUCUAAGCUUUAACACACUCUUCCUUCCAUUUCAUUUCUUCUGUGUUCCACUGGUCCUCCACGUUUAGUUAGUUUCUUUCAGUUUGGUGGACAAGGGGACCUCAUCAGGCUCGUAGCAAAUUUACUUGCAAGACUUCAUGGUUAUGGCCACCUUAACAUCAGUCGCCAGCCUUACAAACAGCCGUGGAAAUCUCCAUGAUGUUUCCUUCCCUUCCUUCUUGAGCAACUCGGACGAUACCUUCGUUCGGAAACUUGCAGAAUCGAAUCGGAACAUUAGUGCUCAGGAUGUAGAGGAGCAUCAUUACUUAGGAAAUAAGAAAGAAGAUGGAGAAAUUGGUAUAUUCGGUGCUGAAAAAUACUUUAAUGGUUGCAUGGAUGAGGACAGUCCAAGACUUACCAGUAUAAUCCCGAAACACCUUCAGCCUAAGAAGGAUGAACAAUUAAAUGAUCAUACGGUCCCUAUGAAACCGAACAUUCAUCCUGAAACUCCAAGUAUUAAUUCUGAAUCCACUUGGAACAGUCAGAGUGCGUUGCUGCAAAGCGUUCAGAGAAAGAAUUCUGAAGCAAAGACAAAUAAGGCGCAUGGAAAGAUUGGAAAGAAUUUUCUUGCUGUUCUUGGCUGCAAAUGCUCUUGUUCUGAUAAGGACUUUAUUGAUGUCGAUGAUGAUGAUGAACAUAUUGGUGAGAUCAGUUUUAAAAGAAGUUCUAAUGCUCCCAUGCUUCAAGGCAAGGCAAUUUCAGAAGAAUUCACAAAGGGUAGUCUUGAUCUGGAUGAUAAACUACGCUCAGGAUCACCAGUCGAGGAGGAGGACAUCAAUUGCCAGAAUUUGGAGAAGUUGGGAAUUGGAAUGAAAAAGGAAACCUGUUUUAGUUUCCCAACUUCAAAUUCUGAGGCAGGAAAUCUUUCCAAUAAAUUUAUUUUUAGACAAGAGGAGGUAAAGCAAAGGAAAUCACUAGAGGUCUUUGGCUCCCCAGUGCAUGACAAGAGAAGCAAAUCUUUCAGAAUUGGGAGGAAGCUGUCCAUGUUCUCUUGGGAAGAAGCUCCAAGAAUGGAGGAAAUCGAUUAUUCCGCUACAUCAGGCGGAGUUUAUAAUGAUAAUGAGAGUGAUGCAAGUUCAGACUUAUUCGAGAUCGAGAGCCACACUGGAAAAUUCACUCAAUUGCUUGCAAGACAAGGAUCAAACGCCACCUCUGACUGUCCCAGCCCAACGACUGGCUAUGCACCAAGCGAGGCUAGCAUAGAAUGGAGCGUUGUCACUGCCAGUGCUGCUGAUUUCUCUGUAAUUUCCGAUUAUGAAGAGCUAAGGCCACCCACAACACUACCAAGUCCAAUCAAAACCUUUCUUACAACCGUAAAUGCAAAACCUGAGACCAGCAAAGAAACCCCAAGGCGCCGUUCCAGCAUUUCGUUUGGUUGCAAUAGCCACAAGGCUGUAAGAGUUGCAGGAGAUGCUUACAAAACAAAUGACAAGGUUUUUGACCCACUCGUACGUCGUCUCUCAGAUUCCUACAUGCCAUUAACAAGGCUGCACUCUGAGAGUAAGCUGAUGGAUUCCGAUCCCAGACAAAGGAAACAUGCUCUCAGCAGCCAUUUACUCCCUGGGUCGCACCCAUCUCAGAGUUUCCGUCCUUCCCACAUUCAACAAUCUUAAUAUUUCAUGUUUUCAAUAUUAUGUGUUCUGUGCUUUGUGGGGUUUAACUAGCCACUGAUACUCUUGGUUAAUGUUUAUGGGAAUUUUACUAGGCAUUGAAGUUUCCUCAUUUAUUAUCUGUCUUCCCCUUUUCUAUCUCCAGUUUGUUUCUGUAUGAAGAUCUUAGGCUGCAAUUCUAAGAUAAUGUGUUUCAGAAUCAA
Manihot esculenta (cassava) is the source of this 1937-nucleotide messenger RNA. RefSeq names its product protein PHYTOCHROME KINASE SUBSTRATE 1. The record is from RefSeq and is a predicted model, not a curated record. Gene Ontology annotation, biological process: phototropism. The transcript is spliced from 2 exons. The coding region runs from base 223 to 1737 and encodes 504 amino acids. Lineage: Eukaryota; Viridiplantae; Streptophyta; Magnoliopsida; Malpighiales; Euphorbiaceae.